Molecule: messenger RNA, 968 nt
Organism: Astyanax mexicanus (Mexican tetra)
Lineage: Eukaryota; Metazoa; Chordata; Actinopteri; Characiformes; Acestrorhamphidae
Gene: sat1b
Product: spermidine/spermine N1-acetyltransferase 1b
Exons: 6
Coding region: 203-718 (171 amino acids)
Molecular function (GO): N-acetyltransferase activity
Source: RefSeq, a predicted model, not a curated record
CGGAUGUGGAACAAAAGCUGACCGAAGAGCUGGAGACCGAGCAGGAGAGCUGCUGCAUGUGAGCCCCUUACAGCAGGGUUAGAAUCCCACCAGACCGAGAGCGGAGGAGAGAAACUCCCGGGAGGCGGAUGAAGAAACUGCUUUUGCUUCGCUUCACUUACAGAGGACUCGUGAGAAAAGGGAAAAAGAGUAAAAGAAGAAAAUGGCCAAUUUUAUAUUGCGAAAAGCGGAGCCCAAAGACGUGCCUGACAUACUGCGACUCAUAAAGGACCUGGCCAGAUACGAGGAAAUGGAAGAUCAAGUAAAACUGACUGAGAAAGAUCUGCUGGAGGAUGGAUUUGGAGAUCACCCGUUCUACCACUGUGUCGUGGCAGAAGUCCCAGCUGAGCUCCAGAAAGUCGAGGGUUUUUCUGUGAUUGGUUUUGCCAUGUACUAUUUCACCUAUGACCCAUGGAUUGGAAAGCUGCUCUAUCUUGAGGACUUCUUCGUGAUGAAAGAAUACAGAGGUUUUGGAAUUGGUUCUGAAAUCCUGAAAACUCUCAGUGAAACGGCUGUAAAGACUCGCUGCAGUAGCAUGCACUUCAUUGUGGCUGAGUCUAACCAAGCCUCCAUCAACUUCUACAAGCGGCGCGGGGCCUCAGACCUCUCUCUGGAGGAGGGCUGGCGUCUCUUCAGGAUCGACAAGCAGAAUCUGCUUAAGCUGUCUGCCGAAGAGUGAGGUGGCCCAGAGCACCGGAGUUUAUGGAGGGGCUGAGGGGCCCGGAAACCUCUUUCUUUUCAUUUACAUCCAGCAUUCACCAAACUAAUGACCAACUACAUGACAAUAACAUAAUUAUAGGUAGCCCUUUGAGUUUCUCCUAUAUAAUUUUAGUUUAUUAUGUAGUGCUUUGUAAUUGUCUGCUUAAUUAAUGUAACCAGUUUGCAGCUGAUUUUAGUAUAUUUUAAACAUAUUAAAAAAGGUUAUGCAA